GAGGCGCAGCUCUCAGCAAACAAGAGUGUAGCGAGAGAGAGAGAGACAGAGGAAAACACUCUUGAUCUUUAUCUUUAGACAUUUUGUUGGUUUUGAGGCACUUUAGAAAAUGUGUCAGUGCCAGCAGAAAUGGGGGCUUAUAGUUCUCCAGCAGAUUCAUGGGUAAUGAUGACACCAAACAUUGCCACCUUUGUGCCUGUUGUUAAAUGCAAUGUGUGUGCUUUGUUGUUUUAAAAAGAAAAUAGCGUUAACGUAGCCGGUAGGAAUACUUGUGGAAUGAAACCAGAGACAUCUCCCUGAGCCGCGGACGCUUGUGAGCACCAAUUGGAGGAGUGAGUGACUUGUACCAAGUGACAGCUGAGUCAGUGGGAUCUUUGUUGGAGGGAGAGUUGUUAGCGUCGAGUGAGAUUGUCUUUUGUUUUGCUUUAUAUUUCUUGCUUGUGUCCGUUUAUGCAUCCACUUUGAAAAAAAAACAUGGCGACAAGAGUAGGCGGAGGGUACCCCAUGAACCCAGGGAGCCCUCUGAAUCCUUCCUUGGGGGCGAACCCAAUGAAUGCGAUGCCAGGACAAGCGGUGAGAAUGCCAAUGAACCUCCAGCAGCAGCCUCCAGGCUUCAGGGCGAUGGGUCCCGGCGGCGUUUACAACCGAGGAGGGAUGCCUCCAGGAGCUCGCAUGGGAAUGCCAGGAAUGCAGAUGGGAAUGCCAUCUGGCUCAUCUUUCAUGGGCAGCCCUGCUAUGAGACCAGGUAUCCCGCAGCCAAUGAUGGACCCGUUCCGGAAACGUCUGCUUCCACAGCAGCAGCCUCCACAGUCAAUGCAGAAUCGUGGGAGAGGUGUCAAGAGACGGAAAAUGGCUGACAAAAUUCUACCGCAAAGGAUCCGAGAGCUUGUCCCUGAAUCCCAAGCUUACAUGGACCUCUUAGCUUUUGAGCGCAAACUGGAUCAGACAAUCAUGAGGAAAAGGCUGGAGAUUCAAGAGUCUAUGAAGAAACCCUUAAUGCAAAAGCGUAAACUGAGGAUCUACAUCUCAAACACCUUCACUCCAGCCAAGCCGGAGGGUGAUGAAGGAGAAACUAUUGCAUCAUGGGAGCUUCGGGUGGAAGGAAAGCUACUUGACGAUCCUGGAAAAGUGAAAAGGAAAUUCUCAUCCUUUUUCAAGAGCCUGGUUAUCGAAUUGGACAAGGAUCUCUAUGGACCGGACAAUCACUUAGUGGAGUGGCACCGAAUGCCCACAACGCAGGAGACAGAUGGCUUUCAGGUGAAGAGACCAGGAGAUGUGAAUGUAAAGUGUACCCUGCUAUUGAUGCUGGACCACCAGCCCCCACAGUACAAACUGGACGCCAGGUUGGCACGAUUACUGGGUGUCCACACUCAGACACGGGCAAAUAUCAUGCAGGCACUGUGGCUGUACAUAAAGAAGAACAAGCUGCAAGAUAGCCAUGAAAAAGAAUACAUCAACUGCAAUCGCUACUUCAAACAGAUCUUUAACUGCAUGCGAAUGAAAUUCUCUGAAAUUCCGAUAAAGUUGGCUGGUCUCCUGCAGCACCCAGAUCCCAUCAUUAUCAAUCACAUGAUUAGUGUGGAUCCUAAUGAUCAGAAGAAAACAGCAUGUUAUGACAUUGAUGUAGAAGUUGAUGACCCUUUGAAGAGUCAAAUGAACAACUUCCUCCUUUCAACAACCAAUCAGCAGGAAAUUGCAGUGCUGGAUAUUAAGAUUCAUGACACAAUUGAAUCUAUCAAUCAGUUGAAGAUCCAACGUGACUUCAUGCUGAGCUUCAGCAACCACCCACAAGAGUUCAUCCAGGAUUGGAUAAAGUCACAAUGUCGAGAUUACAAGAUUAUGACUGAUGUCAUUGGAAAUCCAGAAGAGGAGAGAAGGGCUGAGUUUUAUCAUGAGCCAUGGACACAGGAAGGGGUUGGACGAUUCAUUUUCUCAAAGGUUCAGCAACGCAGACAAGAACUGGAACAAGUACUAGGAAUCCGUAUCACUUAGAGCCUUGGAAAAGGAGGCUGAAAUGUUAUUUCAUUCCAAAGAGCUAAUGGUUCCUUAAAAUAUGACCAAGACAACCACGGUUCUAAUUUUACAACCAUGUUAUGGAGCAGUUCCAGUAAAGCACCAACAUAAAUACUCUAAUACUGGUUUAUGCACUGCAUUCCAUGAGUGGAUUCAUGGGAACUCUGAAGCCCUUAAGCAGAGUUGUACUUAAGAAAUACAAAAUGUUACUAGUUCACUGACACUCACUGGGUGGAAGUUUCAACAUGAAAAAAUGUCAGAUACAUUUUACAGGCACUGCUGUACAGGUACAAAAACGCUUAUGUCUAUAUGCAUUGCAAUUUGGUGCUUCUGUUCUAUUUGGGACCACAUUUGUACCAGAGCCAAUAAAGUUAUGUAAAAGUCUCCUAUAGAGAUUCUUGCAUUGGAAAGAGACCAUAACAAA
Hemiscyllium ocellatum (epaulette shark) is the source of this 2437-nucleotide messenger RNA. Its product is annotated as SWI/SNF-related matrix-associated actin-dependent regulator of chromatin subfamily D member 2-like. Gene Ontology annotation, biological process: regulation of transcription by RNA polymerase II. The transcript is spliced from 14 exons. The record is from RefSeq and is a predicted model, not a curated record. NCBI's taxonomy places the organism in Eukaryota, Metazoa, Chordata, Chondrichthyes, Orectolobiformes, Hemiscylliidae. Gene Ontology annotation, cellular component: SWI/SNF complex; nucleus. Bases 475 to 1992 code for a protein of 505 amino acids.